ACCAUACACGCCUGCGACCUGAACAGAACCCUCGUCGUGUACCUACGAGGUCCCGCAAUCUCAAUCACAAAAUGUCCACAUGGCUGGGGUUGUGCGUUUCGAAGAGAGAGCCGACGAAUCUACCGGACAGAUUCGUCCGUGACGAUUGGAAAUCAGGCAAACUCUCUUCAUGACUGGGGCCUUAUUCCUGGGUUUGUUGUAUAUAAAAGAAGCAACGGGAGACAUCACUGAAAGAGAAUUCACUGUACUGCCAAAGCAAAAUCCAAUAGAAACAUUGACCUCUCUUGCCAAGUUAUCUUUAUUCAACCCAGGUACGCGACCUAAAUACAGCUCAACAUGUCGUCAUACGUCGUGACGGGAGUGUCCCGAGGCAUUGGAUUUGAAUUCCUACGCCAGCUCUCUAGCGACCCAGCAAACACGGUGAUCGGGCUGGUACGGGAUCCAGCCUCGACAAAGGCCAAGGUUGCUGAGCUGAAGAGAAACAACAUCCACAUCCUAAAGGGAAACUUGGAAGACUACCAGUCAUUGAAGGACGCAGCCGAAGAGACUACCAAGAUCACAGGCGGAUCCCUCGACUAUCUCAUCGGCAAUGCCGCGUUCAUCUCUCACUAUUCCGGUUUUGAUGGCUUUGGAACCUUGGCCAAGGAUCCAGUCGCCCUCGAGAAUGACCUUCUGACCUCGAUAAAGACAAACGUUAUCGGAAAUGUUCACCUCAUCAACUUGUUUAUGCCGCUCAUCCUUAAGGGCAAGAAGAAGAAGGUCAUCGUUAUCUCAUCAGGAAUGGCCGAUAACUCGCUCACGGCCAAGUACGAGCUUGAAGGUGGUGGUCCCUACAGUAUCAGCAAGUCUGGCGUCAAUACUGCUGUGGCGAAAUUCAGCGCCGAAUAUGCCAAAGAUGGUGUGCUAUUCAUGAGUAUCUGCCCUGGAAUGGUGGACACUGGUAAUUUCGAUAACUUGACUGAACACCAGCAGCAGAAGGCUGGGACUGUUUUUCAGAAAUUCAAGGCAUAUGCACCAAACUUUGCUGGCCAAGCGAGGCCAGAAGAUUCCGUCAAAGCUGUCAUCUCGAUUUAUGAAAAGGCAAGCGUGGCCAAUGGAGACGGCGGAUCGUUUGUCUCUCAUACGGGUACCGACAAGUGGCUCUGAUUGUCUCCAUGACAGAGGUGGCCACAUUUCUCGAGGUUGUGGAAGAAAAUGCCAAUCAAAGGCAUCCAUGAGUAUAGAAUCUUUUAGGUAGUGUCAGGUCACGAUUUGGGGGGACGACUACUUCCACAAGCACGAAAUUCACGUUCCUUUGCAAGGUCACCGUAAAGAGUCGACUUUCUCGACCUUGCCUUGGCCAGCGAUGGUUAGAAACACUGUCGAGUACUUGGUCAUUAAUGGCCUGGGUCGUAACUGACAGUACUCCUUCAUCUGUUCAAGGCCCGCGAUCUUCCUUAUACCCACUAUAUUGUUUGCUGCAUGAGUUGGUGAUGAUUCGAUGGUGCUUAAGGAGCCAAGGUUCGGGAAGAACUGCUCGCAACACAAUCACUGUUAGGGGGGAGAAUGACGCCACCAUGUACCCAUUCACAGCUCGCAAGUCACUUACUUUCAAGGAGGCUCGCCGCAGCCACGGGAGGCCUCAUCCGUACUCGUAAGUGUGUAUCUCACCUAUGUCGGAGCCCGAGGGGCCAAGUGGAGCACCAGCACUCUAACUAGCCUCCUAUGUCAUCCGCAUACUCGUACGAGUAUUUGUCUCCGCACUCUUCUACGACAUAUAUGUGGUUGCUCAUUGUCAUGGUCCUUUGUCAGUACUUACAACGAUGUCUUUACACAAUUCGUGUGAAGUUAGUUGUUACUGUCGUUAUGAUCCCUGGUCAUGACAACAUCCUACCUAGAGUUCCACGACUACCAUGUACCAUACUUUGUAUACUAUACCCAGUCCAAGGUAGGUAUGAGGUUCCGUAUUCUCGUCCAACCUGGGUUCUAGUGGAUCGGGGUAUACUUGGCAUUACUCAGAGCGGCACCCAAGGCUGAUCUCCUUGAUCUGCUAACUAUGGGAGGGCUCCUCACCUUCAGUACUUUUGUACUCGGGAGCCUGGAAUUUUGUUUACGCACGUAUCUUAAAAUGAUAGGAUUGGCUACCCUAAGGCCACUGGCGUUACUUGAAAAUUCUCUGGGAUUGAGCAUUCUUGUUCCGGCCCACAAGAUGGUAUCGAAAGUCAACAUCAACGACCCA
Molecule: messenger RNA, 2218 nt
Organism: Exophiala mesophila
Lineage: Eukaryota; Fungi; Ascomycota; Eurotiomycetes; Chaetothyriales; Herpotrichiellaceae
Exons: 5
Coding region: 337-1146 (269 amino acids)
Molecular function (GO): oxidoreductase activity, acting on the CH-OH group of donors, NAD or NADP as acceptor
Source: RefSeq, a predicted model, not a curated record